This is a messenger RNA of Eurytemora carolleeae, 945 nucleotides long. RefSeq lists its product as uncharacterized. The coding region runs from base 17 to 913 and encodes 298 amino acids. NCBI's taxonomy places the organism in Eukaryota, Metazoa, Arthropoda, Copepoda, Calanoida, Temoridae. The record is from RefSeq and is a predicted model, not a curated record. Gene Ontology annotation, biological process: translation. Gene Ontology annotation, molecular function: structural constituent of ribosome. The transcript has 6 exons. Gene Ontology annotation, cellular component: large ribosomal subunit; mitochondrion.
AUUAUUUUCAGAUACAAUGUUAACCCUGGCGGGAAGAUUAAAGGUGAUUCCUGCACAGUUUUCCGUCCUUCCGGAGCAAUGUGCGUCCUUCCUUCAGCUGUUUUCGCUAACAAAGCAGUGUGCGUCCUCCGUGAAGGAGCAAAGACGGGGAAUGGCUCGAGGAAGGAAUUACUAUAUCAAGGGAGCCAGCCAGAAACAGCAGAUUAGCGAGGAGGCCAGGGAACUACUGAAGAACAGAAGGAAUCCUGAGGAUCACAGAUGGCGUUUAGGAGCCGGGAUCCAGGAACCCCUAACUAUGGAUCCUAAAACUGAAGAUCUAAAGCGUGCCAAGCAGUAUAUGGUCAACUAUAAAGGAUCGAAAAUAAAUGACGGCGACGAAGUUUUAAGAUACUACCCCCACCGUGAUGAGAAACUCCCCCAGGAUAUCCCCUCCCCAGUCCUCAUGGUCUCUAGGGUUAAACCUUUGCAUGGAGAACCAUGGUUCAACAAGGACUAUGCUCGUCAGCUAGGUUUGGGUGAACGGGAGGAACUGAGUAAGCGUGUAUUCCUACCGAAUAUACCGUCUGUAACCAGUAUUCUCUUCAAGAUUAAACAUAUGGUCGCCAUCAAACCAAUCACAUUUCCUAACGGAAUCCCAGAGGAUUUUCACCCGGACAGUCAUGGAUAUCAUCUUAAUAGGAUGGGCGAGUUUACUAUCCACCCGUCCCUGAAGCAGGAUCCUGAUGAGGCGGUGAAGAAUGCAGAAUGGAUGAAGAUAGAUACAGAUAUGAUAACGAAGGAAGGAAACAAACAUUGGAGAACACCGUUCAAUUCACCGCUUGGACAUUCAACAUACCUAGCGGAUACUAGAUGGAGGGAUAAUGAGAAAGCUGCUCCUCAAUUCAUUAAAAACAUGAAGAAAAAAUGGUCAUAAAAUUACUUUUUCAAAUAAACUUGCAGACAACA